Messenger RNA from Fibroporia radiculosa, 564 nucleotides. RefSeq lists its product as uncharacterized. The record is from RefSeq and is a predicted model, not a curated record. NCBI's taxonomy places the organism in Eukaryota, Fungi, Basidiomycota, Agaricomycetes, Polyporales, Fibroporiaceae. The transcript is spliced from 13 exons. Bases 1 to 564 code for a protein of 187 amino acids.
AUGCCCGCCAUCACCCCACCAUCUAUCGAAGAGCUCAUGGGCCCAUUUACAGCCAGCAUAGAUAUUGCUAUCCUCCUGUAUGGGAUUGUUACUGCACAAGUAUACUUUUAUUGGUGGGCAUCACAGGAGGACUCGAAAUUGCUUCGUUUCUUAAUCGCAUCCGUAUGGUGUUUGGAGACCGCACACACGGUGUUCUGCAUAGACAUAAAUUAUCACUACACGAUCAUCGAUUUUGGGAACCUUGAAGGCGUCCUUCAGAUUGCUUGGAGUGCUGGGGCUAAAGUACUCGCAGAAGUCCUUAUUCUUUCUGAUCUGGCGAACCUGGAUAUAAGGUCUGUGACGCUGAUCUCCAUACUGACAAUCUUGCUCUUCAUGCGCAUCGCGUUCGGGUUGGCAACAGCGAGCUUCAUGUGGAAACUCGAUACCUGGAAUGAGUUCAGAAUAUUCAACGGAGCGAUGAUUGUGGCUACAUGUUUCAUUGGCUUUUCAGGAGUUCUGGACGCAUUCAUCGCUCUCAGCCAGAUUUACUAUCUCUGGACUAGCCGUACAGGCUACCAGGCGUGA